Enterobius vermicularis (human pinworm) is the source of this 501-nucleotide messenger RNA. The record is from the annotation of a GenBank genome assembly. Lineage: Eukaryota; Metazoa; Nematoda; Chromadorea; Rhabditida; Oxyuridae.
AUGGGUGCGUUGGCCAGGAAUCGAGCCCUAGCCACCCGUAUAGCAGCCGAACACUCUACCACUGAACCACCAACACUCGUAACACCUCCUUUCUUCGACAAUGGUCAGAAGCGAGUUGACACAAAGGGUGAUGUAAGACAUGUCAGCGUGACUCUAUGUCAGGCUGCGAGUGCACUACUGCUCUCUCUUUUUGGAAACGAUUAUUUUGCAGCAGCUGCAGUGUUUUUUGCAUUUCUUGAGAAAUUACUUCGUCGGUCAGAGAUUUGUUUUGUAUUACUUAUGAGAAAGGCUACUAUUAAACCGUGGAAAUUCAGCAAAGUCAAUUUGAUUGGAGAAAUAUCUCUCUAUGGGAGGUUUAGGCUUAUAACUGCAAUAUUCGAAAAAUCGCAUAAUAUGGUCAACAUGCAGAAGCGAGCAGCGCUGUUCGAAAUUCGGAGCGCGGCAAACAGCAUCCGGACUUGUGCGGUCAGAGCACAUUUGAUUUCUAGUCAAACUCCAUAA